AUGGGAUGCGACCAAUUGAGGAAACUUCCAGAUAUUUCUGGGACCAUCACAGAGCUCGGAAUCACAGACACAUUGUUAGAUGAAUUUAAUGAAUCAAUUAGACACUGGUCUUGUCUUCAGUUGCUCUAUAUAUCUGGCAGUGUCACUCCAUAUCAAAGAAGCUUUCUAGCAUUAAUACUAGAUGGAAGUGGUGCAGAUUUUGAGAGAAUUCCAGAUUGCAUCAAAGAUCUUUAUGGUUUAGAAGAUCUUAUUAUAUAUGGUUGUCCAAAACUUGCAUCACUGCCAGAGCUUCCUAGGUCGCUCACAGGACUAAUGGUAAGAAAAUGUGAAUCACUGGAGACACUAGUACCUUUCCCUUUUGACUCUCAGAUUGAGUAUCUCUUUUUCCCCGACUGCUUCAAAUUGGGUCGAGAAGCAAAGAGAGUAAUUACCCAGAGAUCAUGGCAGGCAUGCCCACCUGGAAGAAGUAUACCUUCAGAGUUCAGUGACAAGGCUAUAGGAAAUUUCUUGGCCAUAUGUUCAAAUGCAUACCGAGUUAAGAUUUGUCUCGUGCUUUCCCCUAACCAAGAGAUGAAAGAACUUAAUGGUAGAAAAUUAAUGUGGCGCAUAAGCAUAAAUGGUUGCCUUAAGGAGAAUUGCAUAUUUCUUCUUCCCUUCACAAUCCAAUCAGAACAUCUGUCUAUAUUUCACUCUGAAAUUCUUCGGGAAGACCGACAGCUUGAACAAUACAGCGAAAUAUUGUUUGAAUUUAGCGCCUCAUCCAAGGACAUCAAAAUUAUUGAAUGUGGUGUCCAGAUCUUGAAAAACAAAACCAAUUCAAAACAACUGUUGGAAGACGAAGAUAGAAGUCUCUCUGAGAAGAGCUUUGAGAAAGAUGCCUCAGGAGUAGAGAUCAUUGAGGAUUCGCGAGGGAGCCUUGAGUAUGAUGCAUCAUGA
Eruca vesicaria subsp. sativa (arugula) is the source of this 936-nucleotide messenger RNA. The record is from the annotation of a GenBank genome assembly. NCBI's taxonomy places the organism in Eukaryota, Viridiplantae, Streptophyta, Magnoliopsida, Brassicales, Brassicaceae.